Messenger RNA from Electrophorus electricus (electric eel), 4132 nucleotides. It is a transcript of the gene sema3g, whose product is annotated as sema domain, immunoglobulin domain (Ig), short basic domain, secreted, (semaphorin) 3bl. Gene Ontology annotation, biological process: axon guidance; neural crest cell migration; negative chemotaxis. Lineage: Eukaryota; Metazoa; Chordata; Actinopteri; Gymnotiformes; Gymnotidae. Gene Ontology annotation, molecular function: chemorepellent activity; semaphorin receptor binding. Gene Ontology annotation, cellular component: plasma membrane. The record is from RefSeq and is a predicted model, not a curated record.
CUCAAGGAGGGCGCAGUGUGGGAAACACGCGCGCACGUCCGGGCUGCUCGUGCGCUUACGGAGCUGUCGCCUUCAUUCCACUAGCAAUUAGGACAAACAUGGAGCUAUCGACGUUCUCUGCGCUUCUCUUAUUGAUGGCAUUUGCCUUCAAUACGCCGUUAGCAACUAAACCGAAUGUUCCGCGCCUUCGCCUCUCAUUUAAAGACCUGGUGGCCACUAACCGCUCCACCAUCUUCUCUGGUCUCCAUGGUGACCUGCAGCUGUCGGCCAUGUUCUUGGAUGAGUACCAUGACAGGCUGUUUCUGGGAGGGAAGGACAUGUUGUAUUCCCUCAGGCUGGACCACACACACACAGAUGUUAAAGAGAUCCACUGGCCAUUACCUGUUCACCGUGAAGACUGUAUCCUGAAGGGAAAGGACCCAGAGACGGAGUGUGCUAAUUUUGUACGCCUGCUACAGCCAUUUAAUCGCACUCACUUGCUGGUGUGUGGGACCGGAGCCUACCAGCCGGUGUGUGUGCUUGUCCUCGUGGGGCAACGUGGAGAGCACACAUUUUUUCUGGAGCCUUCCACAGUGGAAAAUGGGAGGGGAAGAUGCCCUCAUGACCCCAAGCUACCCUUUGCGAGCACCUUUACUGCUGGGGAGUUGUACACAGGCCUGACAGCUGAUUUCUUGGGAAGGGACUCUGUGAUUUUGAGGAGCCUGGGGUCUCGAUCUCCCAUGAGGUCCGAAACAGACCAGAGGAUAUUACACGAGCCCCGGUUUGUGGCUGCCCACCUAAUUCCGGACAGCACAGAUAAAGAUGAUGAUAAAGUCUACUUCUUCUUCACUGAGAGAGUGGCUGAGGUUGGGCAGAGGGAAGGGGAAGCAGCUAUACACACACGCAUCGGACGAGUGUGUGCGAACGAUGUUGGAGGAAAGCGAGUGCUUGUGAAUAAGUGGAGUACAUUUAUUAAAGCUCGGCUGGUGUGUUCUGUACCUGGACCUCAUGGCAUUGAUACACACUUUGACCAGCUGGAGAACGUGUUUCUUCUGAGGACAAAAGAUGAAAGAAAUCCUGAGAUCUAUGCUAUCUUUAGCGCUAUCAGUAACGUGUUCCAGGGCUAUGCAGUGUGUGUGUACAGCAUGGCUGAUAUCCGUGAAGUGUUUAAUGGGCCUUUCGCACAUAAAGAAAGGCAGGACUACCACUGGGGACCAUAUGAAGGGCGAGUGCCAUACCCACGACCUGGAGUGUGUCCAAGUAAGAUCACAGCUCAGCCUGGUCGUGUGUUCAGCAGUACUCUGGAAUUUCCAGACACUGUGCUACAGUUUGCACGCGCUCAUCCUCUGAUGUGGCAAGCCGUACACCCUGCACAGCGCCAACCCCUGCUACUGCGCACUAACGCACCCUACAGGCUCACUCACAUCGCCGUCGACCGCACGCAAGCCGAGGAUGGCCCCUAUGAUGUCCUGUUCUUAGGCACAGAUAUUGGCACUGUCUUGAAGAGCAUCGUACUGCGCAGUGGCAACUCACAUGCAAGUGAAGAGAUCACACUGGAGCAGCUGCAGCUCUUCAAGGUGCCGACUCCCAUCACCUCCAUGGAGAUCUCAGUGAAGAGGCAAUCCCUGUAUGUGGGCUCUCAGACGGGUGUAGCGCAGGUGUCUCUGCACCGCUGCAGCAUGUACGGGAAAGCCUGCGCCGAGUGCUGCCUGGCGCGAGACCCCUACUGCGCCUGGGACGGACACGCCUGCACACGCUACCUGCCCAACACCAAGCGCCGUUACCGCAGACAGGACAUCCGCCACGCCAAUCCAGCCCUGCAGUGCCUUGACCAGAACCAGAGUGUUGAAGAUGUGGACAUGGCUGAAGACAGAGUCAUAUACGGAACAGAGGACAACAGCACAUUUCUCGAGUGUGUUCCUCGAUCGCCACAAGCUACUGUCACUUGGCACACACAACGCGAUGAACACCUGGAAGAGGUGUUGUUGGAUGAGCGUGUGCUUAAAACAGAAGAGGGCUUGCUGUUCCGUCGCCUAACACGUCACGACGAGGGCACGUAUGUGUGCCGUUCUCGGGAGCAUGGCUUCACCCAGACCAUCGCCCGUGUCUGGCUGGAUGUAUUACGAGGAGAUACCCUUACUGACCUACUGUCACAUGAGAGCAAGAACAGGGUGUGGCCUCCAUGCCCCGCCCACCUGGGCCCAUUCAACCGCACACCAUCCAGGGCAUGGUUUAAGGACAUCUUGCAGCUGAUUGGUCCAUCGAAUCUCCCUCAAGUAGAGCAAUACUGUGAACGCGUUUGGUGCAACGAGAAACUACGACGGAAACACAAGACCAAGCUGGACAAAUAUCGACAAGCACAAGACCUGGCGCGGAAAAGCAGGGUCGUCAAGAACACGGCAGAGCGGAGCCGUACACCACGAGACACACACGCAGUAGAGUGACACACAAACACUCAGGAAGAUAAGAGAGAUGGAUUUAUGAACAACGAGGAGAGGGUUGUUAGUUAGAAAGACUCAAUUAUAACCCCUCCUAAACACACACACACACUCCAAAAGACACCCUCUUCUCACUGUUUAGCCAAACGCAAGACUCAUAUCUGUUCAGGAUGAGCUCUAAGAAACCAUGGAGCCAAGUAAAAUAUCAUGCUAUUCUGUGAUGUAAUUUGUCAUCAUUUGUUGACAGAAUGCAGUUUCAGUAAGAUCCGUCCAGAUGAUGUCGGUCUGCACCUAUGUGUGCUUCUCUCACUAGAAUUCCUCUUACUGCAGAAAUCCAUAGGUUCUCGGUGUGUUUAUCACAUUAGUCUCAGAAUUCAGGAGUAGGGCCAAGUUGUUAUGCUCAUCCAGAGAUUCUGACCUCUCCACGCAUUUUGUUGAUUCAGAAAUUCUUUUUGAAGGGCUCAUCUUAAGAGGAAAUUUGUUUCUUUUAGAGCAUCUGAACUUUCUAAAUGGCUAAAUGUGUGAAACAACAAUUUGAAAGCUACUGGUUAUGAACAAUUUGAAGUCAUUGUAAUCAGACAAUGAGGUCUGAUUACAUGCUAAUCUUUACAUCCCAUAAUAUUUUUUUGCAUCAGGUUGAUGUUUAUGGCUAACAGUGGCGUGUUGUUUUAACUGCUUCUGCUAUGCAUUAUGUUUUUGUGUGAGUGAUUUCGGUGAUACGCAGGCCAGAGCACUCUAAAGGCAGAAUCCCAUUUUGAUUGAAUACUUAAAAAAAAAAUCACUGAUACUGGGUGAAAUGUCUAAUGUUUUGGAAUGGAUGGAAUUUUUUUGAUCACUUUGAAAAUCCAGAAUUUUUAAGGGCUUAAAAAUUAUUUCAUUCUUGAAAACACCCCAUAGGUUUAUAAAAGAGGCAAAAGAUGUUUGGAAGAUGGAAGCAUCUAAAGUGCAGCGAUCCGUUCAGGCCAAAGGCUAUGCAUCACUCUGGCUCUGGGGAUCGUACAGAUCUCCUUGUGCCAAUCGAGAUCCGGAAACAUGCAGCUUGUUUCCACUGAAAAUACUGCUGUGGGUUUAAUCGCCCCGAAGGAGAGAGCAGUGACGUUAAAAAAUUAAUCUUUCAAACGCAAGCCUGCCCGACUCUCUGUCCCCCGCCACAUCCAAGACCAUUCAUGCCCAUUAUACACUCCUAAUUAAGUUUUUAUAUUGUAAUAUACUGAAGAUAUCACUGUGUGACAUCAAUUAAUGGUAUCAAUUCAUGACAUCAAUUAAAAAUUCCAUUGAAUGAAUGAAAUACCUUACGAUAACUGGACUGCACAGCACAGAUGCACUGAUGCAUUUGCAUAUGGUAAUGUUCUAACCACAGCAUAAAUAUUUCUAAACCUAUAAUCAAAUAUUGAAAAAGAAACCCUUACAAAACUGGCAGUGUUCCUCAGUGUUAAUGCUGUUUGUCUUUCCUUGCCUCAGCACCUCUGACUACAUCACCUUUGUAUUCAGUCGGGCUGGUGUGAACAGACUGGUUUAUUCUUUUCAGUUUCAACACUGUAGUUCCCCCCGUGUGUAAAUAACUCAUGAGCUGAGUGUGUGAAGAGUUUGUACUGGAAUACGUGAUGUAUUUAUGUCUUAUUUAAAGUGGUUCUUUGCAUGCUACGUGUACAGAUGUGGGUUUUCUCCUCAGUGAUAAAUAAAACUGUCCCUUACAUUCUGGGGUAUUAUCUUUC